Messenger RNA from Linum tenue, 1307 nucleotides. NCBI's taxonomy places the organism in Eukaryota, Viridiplantae, Streptophyta, Magnoliopsida, Malpighiales, Linaceae. The record is from the annotation of a GenBank genome assembly.
AAAAAAACUCCGAAAGCAGACACAUUGGGUCGUUUCUACAAGAAGAAGAUGUCGUUUUACCUCGGAGUUCCUGCAAUAGUGAAGACGACCCAUUGCUUUGCUCGAGCCUCGAGAGGAGAAAGAAUGGCGAUUGGGUCUCCGGAAUUCGUCUGAGAAAGCUAGCCGACGAUACAGCGAUCGGAAUCUAUACGUAAGCGGCGUAUCCGAGACAGAGAUCCGGUGAAGACGCUCCCGAUUUCCCGCCAAUUGAAGAAAGGCGGGAGGGGAAGGUGAGAAUAGACGGAAGGUGUAGAAACAGCGGAGUUCAGGCUCUGCUUCCAGUUUCGAUUAUCGCUAUCGCCAUCAAACUUCUGAUACGAUUUGUUGGGUAGAUUUGAAGAUUUUAAUAGCGAUGAAGAAGUUAUUGGAGUUUGGGAGGAAGGCGUUUUUCUAUGCGAAGGUGCUUUCAGGAUAUGAAGAACGUAGAAUCCGGAAUUAUAGAUUGAUGCUGGAGAAGCGUCUCCAACAGGCACAAGAAAAAAAGUUGGCCUUGAGAAAGAUUCCUGAGCAGACUAUACUUACAGAAGUUCGUGCUAUGGUUGAGGAUAUGCAAGCGUUGAAUAAGAAGCUCGAAGAAACUGAGGCUGCCAUCGACGACUACUUCAAGCCAAUCAACACGCAAGCCGAGAUACUAAUGAAACAGCAACUCGAGGGGGAGGAGCAGACAAUGACAGAGAUGAUGAAGGUUCUGGAAACGAAAGCUAUGAUCGAGGAGGCCCAAGCACAGAAACCUGCAAAAGCAGAUCAAAUCGGUGCCUCAAACACCCAUACCCAGGAAACAGAGUCCCCCACCAAGCAGGAGGCUCAAAUGAAAUAAGCUUUACAGUUAUAACACAUGACCAGUUUACCUCUUUUCUUUUGCUCUUAGUUCCAGCGAUUUUAGAUAGCCUCGAGCCAUGUAGCAGAUUUAAUAAUUGCCUCGAGCCAUCUUAGGAAAAGAACCGAUAUCAUCGAACAUUAGCUAGUUGCUCAAUGUAUGUUUUGCGAGUAUGAGGAUUAAUCCAAGAUGCAUUGGCAAUCAAUGGAGCACGUCCUGGCUCUUUUUUCUUACUUGGUUUUGGAAAUCUUCAUGAACUAAUUCCAGAUUUGCAGUUUUUAUGUAAGUUCCAUGGCUAGAACUUGGGUGUGGAACCAGGUCGAAUCGACAUGUUAGCUCGAUUCAGUCUCUAUUAUCAUAUUCCAUUGUAGUUCUUGAAAUCAAUUAAGUAAAUCGACUCGAUCCAUCCGAAUCGAACUGAACGUCUACUCGAUUCUGGUGGUUAUGAAGA